This is a messenger RNA of Phyllostomus discolor (pale spear-nosed bat), 4885 nucleotides long. RefSeq names its product epithelial cell transforming 2 (gene ECT2). The record is from RefSeq and is a predicted model, not a curated record. Lineage: Eukaryota; Metazoa; Chordata; Mammalia; Chiroptera; Phyllostomidae. Gene Ontology annotation, biological process: regulation of cytokinesis, actomyosin contractile ring assembly; mitotic cytokinesis; nervous system development. Gene Ontology annotation, molecular function: GTPase activator activity; guanyl-nucleotide exchange factor activity. Gene Ontology annotation, cellular component: cell cortex; nucleus.
AUGGCUGACAAUAGUGUGUUAACAUCCACUUCUGAGAGUUCAAGCUUAGCAGACUCUUCCAUUUUUGAUUCUAAAGUUACCGAACUUGUAAGGAAAACUUACUUAUUGGGACCUACUUCAUAUGUUGAAGAAGAAAUGCCUCAGGUUGAAACAAGAGUGAUAUUGGUUCAAGAAGCUGGCAAUCAAGAAGAACUUAUAGAAGCCUUAAAGAGUAUUAAAAUGAUGGAUGUCCCUGUAAAUAAAGAAAGUUGUCCUGGAAAACCGGAUGAAAAAUUAAUAAAAAGUGUUGUUAAUAUGGAAAUUAAAAUGCCCUUUGUAAAGAUGGAAUCAGUGGAAGAAUAUGAAAAUUUGGAUUCUCCAGAAUUUGAAAAUGUAUUCGUAGUCAUGGACUUCCAGGAUCCUGUUUUGAAUGAGCUAUACAGGAAAAAUUCUAGAGUUAUUGGACCACCUGUUGUAUUAAACUGUGCACAAAAAGGAAAGCCUUUGCCAUAUUUAUGGCGUCCACUCUAUUGUACAAGCAUGAUGAAUCUGGUACUAUGCUUUGCUGGAUUUAGGAAGAAGGAAGAAUUAGUCAGAUUGGCGACAUUGGUUCAUCACAUGGGUGGACUUAUUCGAAAAGACUUUAAUUCAAAAGUUACACAUUUGGUGGCAAAUUGUACUCAAGGAGAAAAAUUCAGGAUUGCUGUGAGCCUGGGUACUCCAAUUAUGAAGCCAGAAUGGAUUUAUAAAGCUUGGGAAAGACGAAAUGAACAGGAUUUCUGUGCAUCAGUUGAUGAUUUCAGGAAUGAAUUUAAAGUUCCUCCAUUUCAAGAUUGCAUUUUAAGUUUCCUUGGAUUUUCAGAUGAAGAAAAAACUAAUAUGGAAGAGAUGACUGAAAUGCAAGGAGGUAGCUACUUACCGGUUGGGGAUGAAAGGUGCACUCACCUUAUAGUUGAAGAGAAUAUAGUAAAAGAACUUCCAUUUGAACCUUCAGAGAAACUUUGUGUCAAGCAAGAGUGGUUCUGGGGAAGCAUUCAAAUGGAUGCCCGAGCUGUGGAAACUAUGUACUUAUAUGAAAAGGCUAAUACACCUGAGCUCAAGAAAUCAGUGUCACUGCUUUCUCUAAGUACUCCAAACAGCAAUCGCAAAAGACGUCGUUUGAAGGAGACACUGGCUCAGCUUUCAAGAGAGUCAGACCUGUCAUCUUUCCCUCCCCGUAAGCGCCCAUCAGCUGACCAUUCCCUUUCUAUAGGGUCACUCCUAGAUAUCUCCAACACACCAGACUCUAGCAUUAACUAUGGAGAAACACCAAAGUCUUGUACUAAGCCUUCCCAAAAUUCCACUCCUGUUCUUUCAAAGCAGUCAGCCAGGUGGCAAGUUGCAAAAGAGCUCUAUCAGACUGAAAGUAAUUAUGUAAAUAUACUGGCCACAAUUAUUCAGUUAUUUCAGGUACCAUUGGAAGAAGAAGGACAACGUGGUGGGCCUAUCCUUGCACCGGAAGAGAUUAAGACUAUUUUUGGUAGUAUACCAGAUAUCUUUGAUGUGCACAGUAAGAUAAAGGAUGAUCUUGAAGAUCUUAUUGUUAAUUGGGAUGAGAGCAAAAGCAUUGGUGAUAUCUUCCUUAAAUAUUCAAAAGAUUUGGUAAAAACCUACCCUCCCUUUGUAAACUUCUUUGAAAUGAGCAAGGAAACAAUUAUUAAAUGUGAAAAACAGAAACCAAGAUUUCAUGCUUUUCUGAAGAUAAACCAAGCUAAACCAGAAUGUGGACGGCAAAGCCUUGUUGAACUCCUUAUCCGACCAGUACAGAGGUUACCCAGCAUUGGGUUACUUCUGAAUGACCUUAAGAAGCAUACAGCUGAGGAAAAUCCUGACAAAAGCACUCUAGAAAAUGCUAUUGAAUCACUAAGGGAGGUAAUGACACAUAUUAAUGAGGAUAAGAGAAAAACUGAAGCUCAAAAGCAAAUUUUUGAUGUUGUUUAUGAAGUAGAUGGAUGCCCAGCUAAUCUUUUAUCUUCUCACCGAAGCUUAGUCCAACGAGUUGAAACAAUUUCUCUUGGUGAGCACCCCUGUGACAGAGGAGAACAAGUAACUCUCUUCCUCUUCAACGAUUGCCUGGAGAUAGCAAGGAAACGCCACAAGGUCAUUGGCACUUUCAAGAGUCCUCAUGGCCAUACCCGACCCCCAGCCCCUCUUAAGCAUAUUCACCUAAUGCCUCUUUCUCAAAUUAAGAAAGUGCUGGACAUAAGAGAGACUGAAGAUUGCCAUAAUGCUUUUGCCUUGCUGGUGAGGCCACCAACAGAGCAGGCAAAUGUGCUGCUCAGUUUCCAGAUGACAUCAGAGGAACUUCCAAAAGAAAACUGGCUAAAGAUGCUGUGUCGACAUGUAGCCAACACCAUUUGUAAAGCAGAUACUGAAAAUCUUAUUUAUACUGCUGAUCCAGAAACCCUUGAAGUAAAUACAAAAGAUAUGGACAGUACAUUGAGUAGAGCAUCUAGAGCAAUAAAAAAGACUUCAAAAAAGGUUACAAGAGCAUUCUCUUUCUCCAAAACUCCGAGAAGAGCCCUCCGAAGGACUCUUAUGCCGUCGCAAAGUUCAGUGGAGGGAAGAAGUCCUCACGGCAGUGACAGGCAGGCACUGAGUCGUCUGUCUAGCACAUCAUCGUUAGCGGGUGUCCCAUCUCCUUCCCUUGUCAGCCUUCCUUCCUUCUUUGAAAGGAGAAGUUAUGCUUUAAGUAGAUCUACAACUCAUUUGAUAUGAAGUUUAAAAAACUUUACUUACAGACACUUAACAUCUCAUGUGCAAAUAAGAAACUGACUUAAAUGGUACUUGCCAUUAGCACUUGGUGAAAGCAUAAAGGAGAUAAGAUAGGUAACACUAAACUACGUUAUUUGAUUUUCUUCUUUAAAGAGUAAGGUUAACCUCCUACAUUUUUCAAGUUAAUUUAUUAGAAAGUUUUAUUGAUUUUUGAUGUAAUUUUUUUCUUUGCUGAAAUCCUUCAUUUGAAGACCAGUAUGUUUAAGUUAUUCAUGAUAUCGGUAGCUUUGUAACCUGAUACAUAUAGUAAAUAAAUUUUAUUGGUCUAUGUUAAAUGCUGCUGUGAAUUUCUUUGUAUAGUGUCCAUGAAUGAAUUUUGGAAAUACAUGCUUGUGUAUCUCAAUUUGUGCAGAAAUUAAGUGAUACCACAGUACUUAACUAGAUCAAAACCAAAUAUUGGAUUAAAUAGUGGGGUCUUGUUUCAUAUGUGCUGUUUGAAGUACUUUUUAAAUUGCUCCUUUUCCAGUUUUAUUCUCAAGUAUUUUUAAGAUCCAGUGUGUGGGUUUAAAAAGAUUUGCCCUGAUUAAAAAGAAUAACAGUUAAAGGAGAUUGUUUCUAAAUACUUUUGCAAAUUGAGAUAAGGACAGAGAGAUUAAAAAAUAAUGAAUAUUUUGCACAAACAUGAUAUUGGUAUAUACUUGUAGCUGUUUCAGAGAUAUAUAUUUAUGGUACUUUUUAGCCACUAGUAAAUCUUGAUUUAGUUUGAUGAUGUGUGGAAUUUUAUUUUGAGGAAUGACCACACGGAAAUUGUGGUAAAGAUUCUUUAUACUCUUUAUAACAUAACUCUAAAGUUGACAUCAGUUUUACUAGUCUGCUGUAAAAUACAUAGAUAUGUGUAUGGUCAACUUUUUACUAAGGUCCCAUAACUGAAUGUAAAGUUGAAAUACAUUUAUUUGCUAUUGUAAAAUAUUUUUCAAAUCUUGAUGUUAUUUUUCACAAUAGUUUUGUUUUUAUAGUCAUUAAUAGAAAAUAAUCAAGUUAUUAUGAAUGAAUGCAUUAUUAUUUCCUACCUGUUUAGGGAGCACUACAAACAUUUAAUUGUCAUUUAACAAUUCUCCGUUAUUUUCUUUAAGAGUUUAACUGACUAUAUAGAUUUUUUCUCUGCCACAUAUUUGUUACUUUUAAAUUGUAAAUGAACCUUCAUUACUAUACUUUAAAAGCAAUUGUAUUAGGAAGAAUGUUGUAAAUAAAUACUUAAAACCUGAGGUUAUUUUAUGUUUUAUAGUUUCUUUAGACAAAUUUUCACCGACCGGAUGAGCACAUGCAUCAGCCUCUACUCUUGUGUAUUUGCUUGUAUAUUUAUUUGCUUCUUUCUUCCUCCAUUAAUAUUUUUAAGCAUUAUUAUGUGUGGGAUAGGAUUUUUUAAUCUGGAAUCAACUUUGUAGAAUGGAGAUAGUGAAUUCUGUGGUAGUUAUAUAAAAUUGUAUUAUAUAUGCAUUUUUCUGUUAGAAGUUAUACUGCUUUUAUCAUUUUGUUGGGAAUAGAGCUGUGUCUCCAAAACUGUGGGGUUUCAAGGGAGAGGAAAUGACAAGGCAUGACAUUGGAAACGUUAUUGGAUGUACAGGUAAGUCGUUCAAGUCUGAUUCAAAAAUCAAUAUACAGAUAUCAAUUGUAUUUCAUGGCACCAGGCAUAAACAGGUUGAAAAUACCUUUUUUUUUUAAGUUACCUGUCACAAUACCAUAACAAUUAUUGAAGUAUUUAAGUCACGGAUUAUAUAUUUCAGUAUUGAAAAAUAGCAGUUUUCCCCAAAUUGAACUAUAAAUUCAAACAAAGCCAGUCAAAAUGCUGAAAGGCUGUGUGUGUGUGUGUGUGUGUGUGUAACAUGAUAAAUUAUUCCCGGAAUUCAUACGGAAAUGCAAAGGGUUAAAAAUAACCAAUCAAUUGAAGAAGUACAAAGACUUCCUUUAUGAACAAGGUUAAUUUUAAAGCUGUAGGGGUGAAGACAAUGAGGAGUUAGAACUCUUGAUGUGCUGAAGACAAGCAAUGGAUCACAACUGAAGACCUACAAAGAGAUAAAAGUGACACUUAAAACAGUGGGAAAAGAUAGUCUCUUCAAUAAAUGGUUCUGAGAAAAGUGGGUAUCUUUAUUUU